CCAGUCUACCAGCAAUAAACAACAGCGAGCGCACUGAUACCGAGCGACCCUGUUCCUCAGUAAUAAUCAUAAUAAAACUACCGCCAGUUACCUCUCCAGCCCAUCCUGAUGAAGGAGCUUCGCCCUGAUUGAGUCCGGGAGAUGGGAAUACUCAACAUAACUGACCAGCCCCCCCUGGUCCAGGCUAUAUUUAACCGGAAUGCAGAAGAAGUUCAAUUGUUGUUGCACAAGAAGGAAGAUGUCAAUGCACUGAUGCCCCAGUGGGAGUUGGGAGUGACUGGAGUUGGUAUGCUGAGGAGUGGGGAUGAUGUCCCGGAAGUGGCUGUAUGUUCAGCUAGAGUCCUCGCGCUGGGCUCCAUGGGCAGGCCAGAUGCCAUUCCACAGCAGGUCCGGGCCGUGGGCUCCUGGUCUGCAGGACUCCUGGGGGCGUGGAGCUCUCUGGACGUCUCCACUCCAACAGCGCGUCUUCGAGAUGGGCUGCUCAAUGACGGCCGGCUGGAUACGGACGUGGGCAUGGGGAUGUGCCAUGUCAUGACCCUCUCUGCUGACGGCUGUCGGUCUGUCCUCUCCGUGCAGAAGGCAGUGAGCCUGCUCCUGCGGCAGGGGGCGGAGAUCAACGCCAGGGACAAGUUCUGGCAGACGCCCUUGCACGUGGCCGCCGCCAACCGCGCCACCAAGUGUGCCGAGGCCCUGAUCCCCCUGCUGAACAGCGUCAACGUGGCGGACCGCACGGGCAGGACCGCGCUGCACCACGCCGCGCACAGCGGGCACGUGGAGAUGGUGAACCUGCUGCUGAACAAAGGGGCCAACCUGAACGCCAGCGACAAGAAGGAGAGGCAGCCCAUCCACUGGGCAGCCUACUUAGGUGAGCCAGGCCGGGAGCACUCCAGGGGAACCUGCAGUGUUUUCUCGGGCGGGGAGAUCGACUGUGUGGAUAAAUAUGGCAAUACUCCUCUUCACGUUGCUGCUAAGUAUGGCCAUGAACUGCUGAUUAGCACCCUGAUGACAAACGGUGCUGACACAGCAAGGCGAGGGAUUCAUGGGAUGUUUCCGCUGCACUUGGCUGUGCUCUACGGGUUUUCAGACUGUUGUCGCAAGUUACUCUCCUCAGGUCAGCUGUACAGCAUCGUCUCGUCUCUGAGCAACGAGCACGUGCUGUCGGCCGGAUUCGAUAUCAACACGCCCGAUAACCUCGGGAGGACCUGCCUACACGCUGCUGCAUCGGGAGGAAACGUUGAAUGUCUUAACUUGCUGUUGAGCAGCGGGGCUGACCUGAGUAAGAAGGAUAAAUUUGGAAGGACUCCUUUGCACUAUGCGGCUGCUAACGGGAGCUACCAGUGCACAGUGGCCCUGGUGAGCGCCGGCGCCGAGGUGAACGAAGGCGACAAUAAAGGCUGUACCCCCCUGCACUACUCUGCUGCUUCCGAAACCUUCCGAAGAGUGGAUCGCCAUUACUCCGGGAGCCAUGAGAACGAGGAGGAGAGAGCAAAGGAGACCUUUUUCUGUUUGGAGUUUCUGCUGGACAGUGGCGCAGACCCAGCUGUUCGCAACAAGCAGGGAUACAGUGCGGUUCACUAUGCAGCUGCCCAUGGCAACAAGCAAAACCUUGAACUGCUCUUGGAAAUGUCUUUCAACUGCCUGGAAGAUGUGGAGAGUUCCAUUCCAGUUAGCCCUUUGCACUUAGCUGCCUAUAACGGUCACUGUGAAGCCCUGCGCGUGCUCUCCGAGACGCUGGUCAGCCUGGACGUGCGGGACGCCGCCGGGCGCAGCGCCCUCUACCUGGCCGCCCAGAAGGGCCACACGGACUGCGUGGAGGUGCUGGUGAGCCACGGGGCCUCCUGCGUCCUUAAGGACUGUUCCUCAAUGGACAUGAGUUCUCCCACGAGGCAACAGCGGCGUGUUUGUGUUUCCUUAGCUGCCAACGGCCACACAGACUGCCUGCACAUGCUGAUCGACGGUGGCGAGAAAGCAGAUGUCACAGAUGUCAUGGACGCCCAGGGACAGACUCCUCUGAUGCUGGCUGUGCUGGGGAGCCACACGGAUUGCGUCCACCUCCUGCUCGAGAAGGGGGCCACGGCCGACGCGGGGGACAAGAGAGGGAGGACCGCCCUGCACAGGGGGGCAGUGAUCGGCUGUGAGGACUGUGUCUCGGCCCUCCUGGACCACGAUGCCUUUGCGCUGUGCCGGGACUUCAAGGGGCGCACCCCACUGCACUUCGCUGCGGCCUGUGGGCACAUGGAGCUCCUGGGCAGCCUGCUGCAGGCCGCCUUCAAUACAGACCCCCUGGACUCCAUAUUGGACUACAGCGGGUACACCCCUUCACACUGGGCCUCCUACCACGGGCAUGAAGACUGUUUGGACGUUUUACUUGAAAACAAACCAUUUAGUAUCCAGGAAGGAAACCCCUUCACCCCGUUGCACUGUGCUCUAAUAAAUGGUCAUGAUGGUGCUGCAGAGUUGCUGGUGGAGUCCAUCGGUGCCCAGAUCGUGAACUGCAGAGAUGCCAAAGGAAGGACCCCGCUCCACGCCGCCGCGUUUUCCGAGAACGUGCAUGGCCUGCAGCUGAUGCUGUGCCAGGGGGCAGACGUCAAUGCCGUGGACCAGUCGGGCAGGUCUGCCCUCAUGGUGGCGGCAGACCGCGGGCAGACAGCCGCCGUAGAAAUUUUGUUGCACCGAGCAAAGGCUGAUUUGACGCUGAUGGAUGUCAACAAGAACACUGCACUGCAUCUGGCUUGCAGCAAGGGCCAUGAGAUGUGUGCCUUGUUGAUUCUGGGGGAGACCCAUGACCAGGCCCUCAUCAAUGCAACUAACAGUGCGCUGCAGAUGCCCUUGCACAUCGCGGCGCGGAACGGCCUGGCCACAGUGGUGCAGGUCCUGCUGAGCCGAGGGGCCACUGUCCUGGCUGUGGACGAGGAGGGUCACACCCCAGCCCUGGCCUGCGCCCCCAACAAGGAUGUAGCUGACUGCCUGGCUUUGAUCCUCUCCACCAUGAAGCCUUUUCCUCCCAAAGACCCCGGGGGCUCCCCCUUCGGCCUCAACCUGCUGAAGCACUGCGGCAUCGCGGCGGCCUGCAGCCCCCUGCCCAACGGCAACCUGCGCCACCCCUACGCCAAGGAGCGCCCCGGCGCCAUUGGCCUGGAUGGCUGCUUCUCUGAGUGAUGCCCACCAUCCCUCCCGUGCCGGGUGACACCUAAAUCAUCCCUAAAAUAAACAGCGGGAAUCCUGCAGUACAGUCAAACCCAGAUACAAUCAUACGCACUCCUCUCUUCCCACUCUCUCGACCCCCAGACUCCUGUAGCUCCAGGCCAAUCCUGAAAAAACUUGAGUCUUUCCUAGGGGCUCCUAGAUCGCUUGUGUUGGUAAAUACCAAGCUAUAGGGAAGUCUCUGAUUGCACGCUCUGGUAGGAGGGUUUGAAAUUCCAGGAUUUUCCAUAUCCUUUGACUGCAGGAGUUUGGAGCAGUCAGGUCAUUUUUAAUUGCUUUUAAUUUAAUCUGUUUUCUUAAAAAAACGACUGUCGCUUGUAUUGCAUGUUCCUAUGGAAUUGCAAAUCCCUGAACACUUCGGGUGACCAAGCAACACCAUCCCAGACUUGGGUGGUGUUUCUUCAUCCGGUACUCUGGUCUUGUUCUGAACCCCCACACCCACAAUUUUAAGCUUUCCAAAAAGGGUAGUUUUAAGUAUAGCUAUACUUAUCUGUUGUUAGUUCAUUAAGUAAAAUUAUCAAAAGUUUUCCUAUGCUUGAAAGUAGCACUCCGAAGUGUGCUUUUACAUCUUGAUUUUAUCUCGCUUACUGUAUUUUCUUUAAUUAGUUUGCAUGAAAUGACCACAGGUCUCGCACAGCUGUUUGUGCCGUUUUUCUUGCUUGAGCAGUACUGUAUUCCAAAAACACAGAAUUGCCUGUUGGUCAUCAGAUUCCUCUUUCCUGUGGGGGAACCCAAGUGUUCCAGGGAUGUGCUCCAGAGAAACGUUUGACCUGUACUGCUCCAAGCUUCUCCUGCAUCUUAGAGUAGCUAGCUUGUUUGGUCUGGGCAUGGUGGCUGGAAGACUUUGAUUUUUCCCCGCCCCAAAGAGCUGCACAGUAGAAAGAGCCAGGGGAUCCUCCAGUUUCCAGUCGUAGCUUAAGCUUCUGCAUUUUUAAGCUGUUCAGUUAGCAGGCAACUGGUAACGAAUGCUUUGUUACCUAUAUUCCACAGGCUAGUCGUCCCAUAGAUGAGGACUCUGCUAGUAUCCCAUAUAGAAGCCAGUAAUACAUCUCCAUUCAUCAUGAACCUUCAUUUUAACUUACCAGACUUCUUGUGUUUGAAAACUUUUAAAGAUGUGUUUGUAGGUUUGAUUGCAAAAGAUGGUGUAAUUGCCUAUUUGUGCAUUACUGCAGUGUUCUGUUGACUGCUGCUGCUGAGUCAUACUAACGUCAGCAUUAUAAGACUGUGAGGUGGGCAUGUGCUUACAAUCCAGACCCAGCGAGUCCUGACUAGGAAGCCCCAUUGUGUGAUCUGUGGAUUGUUUCCAACUCGAGACGGAGAGUGUGGUGUUUGUAAUGGGUUUGACUGUACAGACAAACAGGUGGGGUUAGGAGUGUGCAGAUGAUUUCCUACAGAACCCGGACACUUCCUGUGCAUCGGACUGCAGAGCCGAUCCUGAUCGCAGUGAAGAGACGGGUCCUGCAGGGGUUUUAACAGUGCAGUGUCCCGGGGAAGGGGGAGUGGAUCAUAGUUCUGUAGUGGCAGAGCGCUCAUAAGCAACCUCAAAAAUGCAAAUCAUAAUUCCCUUCUGCUUAAUUCCUCCUUAGCAGAGUGCAGUAAAAUUACGUUGGGGUGUUUUUUGCCGAAUUUGGUUCAGUUUCCACCCCCCCUUCCUGACCUUUCAUAUUACAAGAACUUAUGAUGCCUUAAAGGAGAAGUGGGUGUAGCCCCAGCAAGAUGCAUUUUUCUUCUGCACACUCCUCUAGAGAGAAGGGGAGGGUGGAUGGGAGAGGGAGGGAGCGGGGAGUCUGUAGUCCCCUACAAGAAAGAAUUGUUUUCAGAGCCCAGCACACUGCAGUAGAACAGGAUCAUGUUCAGCAUGUUUGUUUUUUCCCUUGCAGUGUGCCCCGAUAUCUUACCCUCUGGAAGCAAUCGCCCCGCCCCCUCCUUUUUUAAACUGAUGAUCGGAAGGUUUUAAAAGAGAACAAUGCUCAUUUCCCCACGUGGUGCGUUAACUACUUGAAAAGACCAACACACACUUCAAGCAUGGCCCUGACCAAGUUUAAGAGGAGAUCGCUUAUCAAAGCUUUCAGUCGUCCUUACUGUAUUAUUUUAGUAUUAUUAUGUAGCUUCCUUCUGGCUCGUGGUAUUAAAAGGACUUAUUCGAAUUCUGUUGUAAAACUUGAACACUAUUAGAGAGAGUACCAAAGAUAGCCUAGUGAUGGCUGUCUCUAAAAGCUUGUUAGCACUGGAUAAAAUUUGCACAAAACAGUUAAAAGCAGGCGUUUCUGCUUCCGGACAGACACUAGCUUUCUGCAGCUGCUGAUAAUGUUUGCUGCCUUUUUACAUUGACAAAUAAUUGCUGCAUUAGUGGUUUUCUUUUUGUUUUGAAAAAUUUUUCCAUAUGUGCUGAGAGCAAUAGUCACAGAUAAAGCCUUCAAAUUCUUAAGUGUUACUUUGCUGUUACGGUACCCUUUUUUCUUGAAAUGUGCACUUUUUUUGUUAAGAAGGAGGAGUGUGAUGAGGUGUCAGUUGACACCCAAUUAAUUUAAAUCUUAAAUUAAAAAGUAUUGUCUGAAGUGUAGUGAAGUGUUUGUUAAACUGGAAUAUGCUGUUUACUGUUUUUAAAAUGACCAAAGGUUAUUUGUUUUUAUGACUGCUAUAAUUAUAAAUGUUAUGGUGACUGCUAUGAUUUCCUUCAACGUAAGUGUCUUUCAUUUUAAUUAUUGGAGAAUGCCAGGCAGCCAUACUGGAAAAGAUUGCUUUUCACGACUUCCUGAAAAAAUAUCAAAUAAAAUUAAUCAGAAGUCUGAAUUCAGGGUGAUAUAAAUGACUUGAAAACUGACAUUUCUCUUCAGACACCAAACCUGCAGUUUUGAUAUCUUCAGUAGUGCGUUUGCAUUCAGAAUGUCAAUUGAAAUAGUCCAAAAUUGGCCAAUUUGUACUCCUCUCAAAAAAAGAGAGAGAGCGAAUGCCUCUUGAUGUGAAAUCUGUCAUAUUCGGGCGUUGAGCUGAACAAAUGAGAAACUGGGGAACCAACCUGCACGACGUUCCACACUUUGGUUUUGUGGUGUAGCGUAAAUAUAGGUCACACGGUGGCCAACAAUGUACUGUAAAAAAACCUCCCUUUGCUCUAGGAAUCAUUAAGGACUGACUUAAAGAUGAUUUUUUAUGGUUGUCCAUUCUUUGAACAUUUUGCUUGCAUAGGAGUGGAUGAAAUGGGGCAUUCAAAUGAAUUGCACUUUAGAGAUGCUUUACGCAUAAGCGACGGGUGAUGUCCAGAGGUUCUUUACUUCCGCCAGGGCAGACGGCUGAUUGGUCGAUUCCCUUGGGGGCGUGGCUCACAGCUGCUCACGUGAUGCUGGAGUUGGGUGCUUUUCUGGGUGGCUCACAGCACAGUGCAACUAAACUGUGAGCUUGCAGCUAUUCCACUGAGACCCGGGUCAGAGCUCAGUUGCUGGCAUUGCAGCCUUGCAGUCAGGAUUGAGCAGACGGCCAGGCACUGGACAGUUUUGGAACGACUGUUGUCCUCAUCGCUUUGUCCUUAGACGGGCCACUUUGCGAUUUUGCCCAUUCUAGAUUGGGGCUAUAAUAAAAACCUUCACCCAAAGGUGGAAGGAAAUCUUUACAAGUCCUGUUUUUUUUUAAUUGGAAGCAUUGUUUUGUCCGUUCUGAUCGCAGCUCUGGUUCUGCCUUACUCUUUCAAGUUAACGUUGCACAGGACCUCUUUUUGUUUUUUAAAGUAAAAUCGAAAACCCUUCUAACCUCAUGGUCUGGGGCCGAACAGCAAUAUGUGUGGCGUAUGGCAAACGGUUGCACUAUGUUUGGUGGCUUUUUGUGAUUUUGUUUCUUCACGCACGGAGCUGGGUCUCGUGUUGAUAGAACAGGACCCGCUCUCCAAUGUUUACAAUGCAAACUCAGGAUCAGUUACUUUAGUGUGGUUCUGUUUACGCGUUGGUUAAAAUUUUUCACUCUCUCCCCCCCCCCUCCCCCCCUCCACACCUUCGAAAUGCCAGAGACUGCAGGGUUGUGUGUGUGGGGUGUGUGUGCCUGUCUCGAGAAGCCUUGUGUACACCACUUGUGAACUGCUGUGUUUUAGCAUUGCUAAUCAACGGCGUGUCCAGCUCGCUUGCAAGCUCCUUCAGUUUUAUGGCACGGCAUGCCUGCAGCAGAGGAUUUCCCCAAUCCCAGGCCAGCUGUUUCUACAGCUCCACAGGACUGUCUCUGUGCCCGCUGGCUCUGGUUGGCAGUACAGCUCAGCCAGUUGGUUGGUGCAUUUGAGCUUGAAUCCAGGACUGCACAUGUACCGCUCGGUGCACUUUUUCCUCUUAAGUGGAGACUUAUACUGUUUUUUUUUUUUUCUUUUGAGAUUUGUAAGCUUUACAAAACCCAAGGACCUUAAGCAAUCCGACACCAGGCAGUCCUGAUCACUUGCACCUGUUAACUUCCACCCCAGUUUAGCAAUAUUACCAUCCCAAAGGUUCCGUCGGUGUCGCUAUUCGCUGCUUUCUGACCUCCCCUGGCUACUUGCUGUAACAUCUGAUCUUCUUUUCUGCCAUUUUUCCCCAUAGGAAAGUCUUCCAGUUUCUUUAUAUUUGAGGGUAUCACCGGUGACAUCUUUCAUCCUGCAAAAAGCGUAUCAGAAUGCAGGAUUAACAUCCUGUCUCUCUGUUAUUAAGUCCCUUCAAAGAGCUUAAUUUGUCUUGGCCAUUGACCAAGAAGUGACUUAACACACCCCUUUACUGUUCGUGGCAAUGUGGUAACUAAAGCACUUAAAUGGGGGGAAAAGCUAUGAUUUUUGUUUUGUUUUUUUGGUGCUAAUUUCUUCAUAACUGCCAGGGCCCGCUUGAUACGAUGGAUUUCUUUAGAUUUUAGUUUGUUGUAAUUCCAAACGUUUUUGGAGAUGAGCAGAAAAAUCUGACAUCCUGAAGGACUGAGUCGGUUUUUUUUUUACUUGAAGGGUUGUCUCUUAUUUGUGUGCUUGUCUGAGUGUGUGUAUGUGUGUGUGUGUGAUUUUGAAGGCCAGUAUAUUAGCUGUUCUAAAGUUUGUGUUCUUCGUGGUGUUGCCUGUGUUUUGGCACUUUUGUGUUUUCGACCGGAUAAACUGUAACUGUAAUCAUCCUGCUAACGAAAAUCCCAGAACUACUAUAGCUUUAAGAAAUUUUAAUGAUACUGGCGUUAACUCUGUCACUCUGCCCAUGUACCAGAACUUGGGAUACUAAUGUGAAGGUGGUGUUUUGGGGUACUUGGAUUGAAGUCUGGGUAGGAAUUCACUUUUAACUCGGUUGGGUAAUGGAACAGUAGGCGAUGUCUAGUUUUGCGUUUCAAGUUCCGUUUCUCAGCAGCUGGUGAACAGGUGGAUUUCCAGAAUGCUGAGAUGGAGGCCAGAGGGUUUCCUUCUUGCCUUCUCUUCAGGGGGAAUUCCAAAGAUUGACGCGCAGUAUAAUGACAGAGGCAGAACUGUAGCUGUUCAUCAUACACAGGAGGACCAUCCCCAUCUUGAUUACGAAAGCCCCAAAGCCUUCAUGAGCAUCAGUCGGCCGUGUUUCGAGCACCAUGUGGCUAAGCCUCCGUGUCAUCCUAACAGAGAACUAAUGGGUGUCUUUAAGCAAUCUUUCCAGUAUGGCUGAGAACCUGGGUGUUGAGGGGAGACCUCAAUGUUGCAGAACUGUCAGUGGUUCCUUAUCCCCCCUCCCCUCUCCCAAAUGUUUUGAAGAACGCUGCUGCAUCAAACAGAACUUUUCAUGUCAUAUUUUUUUUUUCAAGUGACAAUCAGUAUCGUAAGGGCUUUUAUUUCUCAAAGAAACACUUUAUUUAUUUUAGCGUUGCUGCACAAGUGUCUGUUUCGGUUUUUAGAAUUUUUUUUUUCCUCUCUCUCUCUCUCCUUAAAAACUUGGAAGACUGUCCGGGGCCAUGUCAAGUGUGUGUUGCGUCUGUUAACCCCUUCCCCAGUGGAAACCCCCUCUGAUUUCGGACGUGUUCUGUUGACCAGCAUUUCCCUGCUCAAGUUUACACUGAAUACGACCGACGCCUGCGUCUGGGCAAAAAGCUUUGACUUGACAUCCUCACGGCUGUUAACCUUUCAUUCGACCCGCAGGAUUGUUCUCUUUUAACGGAAUGUUGUACACAUCAACAGCACAGCUUGUUACUACUAAGAGUAAUAUUCGUAGUACUCAAACAAUUAAUCUUGCGGUAGUUCGCGGAGUGAGAUUGUUUUUGGUUCCCUGGUGCGUAAAUGUGAGGGCUGAGGAGGAACCGGGGCGUGAAAAUGCAAAGCUUAACUUGCGCCGUCGUGUGGCCAGUACUGGGAUUUUUUAAAAUGGUUUCACAAGGUCUUUUUAAUGUUGAAUUUCACAGCCUUUAAAUCGAUAUCCUUUACAUUAUGUAGGAAUAGCGAAUGCCAAAAUAGUGUCAUUGUUAUUCCUCAUUUGUAUGGUACUUAAAUAUGCUGAAAAUGAUUGUAUUAAGCUACCUGAGCAUUUUUUUAAGGUUGUUACGUAGCCUUUUUUGAUGUCAGAAAGGGGCGAGUUUAGGAGACGAGACAUCGUGAGAAUUUAAGCCAUUUGACGGUGAAAUUGUCGAAUUGGAGAUUAGUUUUAGGCUUUCUUUUCCAUAAGCGCAAAGUCACAUUUUUGUUGUUGUUGAGUGACCUUGUGACAUUUCAUCGACGAGGCCGAAUCUGAGAAGGAAGCUGAGGGUUUAGUUUGGGCAGGCAAAAAAAAAAACCCUUUAAGAGUGUGCAGUUCCCUUUAAGAGUGCCGCAGUCUGUCGGCAUGCAGCGGUCUGUGACCAGGGAGGUAAUACCCAUGAAGUAAAGGAUGGCACGUUGUAUCCUACUAUCCUACUAAGUAACUUUUUUUUUUGCCCGCCCAGUUACCGAUAGGGAGUUUGGAUUUGCGCUGUAGUCAGGGGGCCAUGCGAAGCCGCUAAGCUUUUCAGAGUUGAAAACAAUACAGAUUUGCAAGUGUAUGAAUCGUUCCACUCAGCCCUGAUCCAAAGCACUUGGUCAAAAAAAAAAAGCACUUUCAUACUUUUCAAAUAUAUAUGCAUAUAUAUGUAUGUGUGCGUGUAUAUAUUCUAAUAACAAAAGGGUUAAAAUCUCCUAAGCGGAACCUUAACGAGAGAAGAGAGGGCGAGAGGGACGUAGCCAAGAGAUGCGGAGAGGCGUCUCUUGGGACAGAUCGAUACAGGGGGGGAGCGCACACGUGCCCGUCACAGUACGCGGGGGCACGUGUGCGAGUAGCACAAAUACAUUUCAGAUCAAAAAGUGUAUUUGCACUGCCAUUCAUUUAAAGAAGAGUUGCCAAAAAAAAAAAAAGAUUUUACUGAAGAGGGAAAAUAAAGACAGGACAACUCAACUGAGCCAUAAAGUGAUUUGCUGACAUAAACUGAAUGUAUGGUCCAUUAUGCGCAGUGGUAGGAGUAGUUUGGUUAUAGACUAUUAUGAUAUUGAAUCUAAUUGCAUUGUCAAUAUAUAAAUGAAUUUUAAAAAGGCAGCAAUUUCCCCUACCCUAAAAAAAGGGAUCUAGAUGUCUUCCUGCGACUGGACAGUGCGCCCCUAUUCUGAAAUAUCGGGGGUUGCGGUUAAUGUCCAUUUUUUUCAAGCUGUUUUGCUGGUUUUUUUUUUAUCCUGGGCCUCCGUCGCUUGACCGUUUCAGUCCAGAUAUAAACUCGAGCAUGUUUUAGGAACAGUGAAAAUGUCUGGGCCAAUCAUUUAAUCUUAGUGCUCAAGUCUUAUUGUAUUCAAAUCAGCACAAUCUUCAUAUUGAUGAAGGCUUUUUUUUAAAACAAAGACUUACCUUAAUCCCGGAUGCGCUCAGAUAGUUAGCUUUGUUGGGACAGUGGGUGUCCCAUGACGUGACCAAACACAAACGGAAAUUCAGCGCAGAAAACUUGAUUGCGAUUGCCUUAACAGGUCUUUAAAGUUCUCCAAGUCACUUGAAGGGUGAUUUAAAUAUAUGACAAUUUAAACAAUACUCCAGUAUCUCAACCACCUACCAUGUUAACAAACCAGUCUCUAUAAAGUGCCAUAAGACCCUUAGUUAUUCUUUAGAGACGUCUUUGCUGUCUCCUGUCUUUUAUUUGACGUGUCUUUUGAAGAACGUGCAUAAGGAAUCUCUAACUUUUGGGGAGUGCAGUUUUUUUGCAGGAAAUACGCAAUAGCGGAGAUCAGCAGGCUUUCAGAAGGUAUGCAGUAUCACAGGCAAAGUUUACACUUGUGAUUAAUGUCCUUGAUUGGUUCAGACUACCAGGCUUUUCAGUUCCAAAAGAGGUGGGAAAUGUUAAUUUUGGAGCAGGCUCUGACUAUGUAAUUCUAUAGCAGAGAACCAGGGCUCGUUCAGACAUUAAACUUGAUUUCAGAGCUGAUUCAGAUUACAGGCAAAAGCAAUCGCCAGUAGAUGACAUUGGCACCAAGUGACGUCAUGUUGCACAAAAGGGUGGGGGGAGGGUCCAAAAAAGGCAUAAAAAAUCAUUUAAUCUUUAGAGACUCAGACAUUUAAGUUCAGGGUUGAGUUUUUGGGUGAAGCAAGGCAAGAGUUUUGUUGUUUCUUUUCUCAGUUCAGAUUUGGUUAAUCUUUCCUGAUUGUAUAUCCGCUUCCGUCAUCAGUUUUGGCUUUUCAGAUCCAGCUGCCACCACAAGAAAUGAUCAAUUGGAGGGGUGUUUGACAGCUGCAGCUCUUCGUGGGCAGCUCCGUGGCAGCAUUUGUCUGUGUGAAAGUUCAGUCGCCCCCUUAAGCAGUUAACCGGUAAUUAGUUGGGUCAGCGUAGCAGUUAAAGUGCUGGUGGUUCAAGUACCGCAGCAGAGUGACUUAGAAGAGACCGUUCUGCAAAGCUGGGAGAUGGACUGUAAACUCGGGGCACUUGAGGUGUGGGGCACUGUCACCAGUUGGGCAAGUGGUUAACGCAGCCCCAUUAAACAGUUGAGGGUUCUCAUGCUCGUUACAGCAUCUUGGCAGAUAUGGGUCUUUGCUCGUUGUUCCUGGUUUUCGAAGGGAAUCUAAAGGCAGUUUAUUAGCGUGCACUGGUGACUGUGGCGAGCAAUGCUAGCAGGUGCAGAAACGGAGCCAGGUGUUGCUCUUGUCAAAUGUGAUCUUUGUCUCUCUUGUCUGUUUCGGUAGGAGUUGCAAGAUUAAAGUUCAUUCAUAUUCUUCUAUGGGUAGCUAGUAAGCUAGUAAGCUGAUAACAUUGCUCUGAGAAGAGUGUUCCGUUUUACCUCCGUGGACGUCCGAGUCCCUUACUACUUGAAGAUGCAUGUGUUCUGAGGCAAUAGCAAAUCAGCCCCAUUGAUCUGCUGGGCUCAGCAGCACUCUGCCUUAAAGCUGGGUUAAGGAAUCAACCAUGUUCAGAUGUUCACAAAUAUACCUUAAGUCUGCUUUUAAAUAGUGAUUUUAAAGUUGUUAAUGUUUGGCUGCAAUACUGGACAAAGAGCUUGUUGGACAAGAUGGCAUGCUUUUUAAAAAAAAAAAACAUUUAUUGCAGAGCGGGUCUGUCCUGAGGCACAGGACAGAACUUGGAAAGCUACUAACGCGUUGCCUUGUAAAUUGUAAUCUGUAUAUUUUUCGGAAUCUCAAGUCCACGGUCCAUUUGUUUGUGUAUUUAGUUUUGAAUUUCCCUUUGCUGUGAUCUCUUGGUAUAAUGUUGGUCCAGAGAAGUCCAAGUGUUAGGAUGUGGCGCUUCUGUGUGGACAAAGGUCAGAAUAAUUCUCUCAUUGUGUGCGUCUUUGCUUUCCUGAAAGGUUAACACCAUUUUUCUCCUAAGUAGUCCUCAGUAAAUCCCUUCUUUCUGUCUGUCAAGGGCAGUGAUGUUAAUUUAAGUGAUUUAUCAUUCUGCCGGGUGAUUGUACUGUAACUGCAUUGUGUUUUUUUUGUAGUUUGAGCUUAAUGCUAUAUGCAUGUGAAAAAGUAAGAUUGCAUUCCUUUUCAUAUCAUGGCAAAAUAAUUUUUACGAUUAUGAUUUUCGAGAGUUUUCAAAACCCUGCUGCGUGACAGAAGACCCACUGUGACCUCUGUUCUGCUUUUAUUUCCAUGUGCACUAUACGGCUCAGGACACUGGGGGGUGAUCCCAGAGUCGUUUUUUUUUUAAAAAAAGGUCAGUAUUCAGGCCAAAUAAGACGUUCCUCCAUACCUCAGUUGACAUCUUUCAGACAGAUCCGCUUCUCUAACGUUACUGCCUCAAUGCAGACAAUCACCUUGAUGACUCAAAAGCACGUGAAGCAUCCCUCUGCCUUCUUUCAUUAAAGUGCUGCCCGUUGCUAAACCACUGCAUAGUGGACGUUGGGCAAUAGUGCUUGAUCUCCGAUUUGUGAUUUCCAUCAAAAACAUGGGGCGGUUAGGGGGGAACAGUUACUUAUCGCUUUCAUUUCUCUUGGUGUUCCACAAGGAGAAGAUCAGUUCCAAACUCUGAUCAUAGGCACAGCCUUUUUCCCAGGCCUUGAGCACAGAAGUUCAUUUUGAAUGGGCGGGGGAGUGUAGUGUAGCUGUUUUGAGCAGAGCUAUUUGGCCUGUAGCACUUUGCAACUCAACAUGCAGUUCGUCUCGUGUCGGUAAUGGUGUGAGUCCUCACUAAAAAUUCUUUGAGUUUUCGAUAGACUUGCAUUUUAUUUCACUCAGCCUGGAUGGCCCGGAAGCAGCUGUGCUAGCCUUGAGGAGAAAGAGCUUUGGUGUUUGUUUUUGCACAGAACGUGUGCCAGUAGCACCUCCCCAACACUUUGGUCAAGAGAAGAAUUUUAAUUUUUAAUCAUUUUAAAAAUAUAUAUUUUCUUUUAAGUCUCAAAAGCCAGUGUUUUUGUACACUGUUCACCUUAUUUGGGAAGCUGUUUCAAUACUGACAGUUUUAUUCUUCUGUUCAUUGCAUUGGUCAAGGGCUUCUUCUUGUCUCCAGCACUCUAGAAACAGUGAUUUAGAGCACAUUCAAGGAAGAAACAGGUCAGUUUUGUUCAAGGAAUGCUGUAGCUCCCAUUGCAGUUGGAUCCAGUUCAGAAUUGUUUGAAUUGCAUGUCUUUACAUCAUCCAGCACCUAGCACUGGUUAUUUCUUUGGCAUGUUUUUUUUGCAAAGAUGCAAGAAGGCAAAGUGGCAUUGCUUCUCUGCCUGCAGUGGGUGCAAGAGCCUGCAGCUGUUAAAACCUGAAGCGGACCACCUUGCUAUGCCACAGGAGUCCUGUUUCGCUGCCUCUUUCGCCUUCUGCAUUAGGAGGGCUCCAAAUGAAGGGUAACUUUUUUUCUGCACACAGUAGUAUCAUAUCUUGGUGUAUUUCACAUUUAUGGUUUUAGGAGAUUUGAAAGCAAAAGCCUGCUGGAAGUUGCAUGCUGGGUAGUUUGUCGGUCAGGAUUCCCUCAUGUCUUUUAUACCACGUUGUGUGCUGAAAAAAGGAUCAUGGCCCUUUAGGUCAGAUAGGUUGAAAUUCCAAGCUCAUCUAAUUAUUUUACAGUGGAAUUGCAAACCUUGGGAUACUCAAGUGUCAUCUUUAAGGGCAGACACCGGAUCGGAUGGAUAAGCAUCUUAUGGAGAGCCAGGACAGUCCUCCUGAUGUGCUAGGGAGGAGCUUCAUUUCCGGCGUGCAAUGCAAUAACAGAGGAGAGUGGCUUGACUAGGAUCUUUGAAAGGUUAAAAAUAAUGGAAGCUUUUUAUGUUGGGGUUUUUUUCCCCCCCAAAGAACUGCAUGUCAUUAUAUCAAAAAGGUAGUCAGAUUGAACCUGAAGUGUUAUCAGUUUUUGGCAGUGUGCAUUACGAAUCUACCUGCCGUUUAGGGCAAGGGAUCCAAUCUCUUGUCUGGGAUUUCUAGUAGUCUAGCUGGUGGUGUGCAGCUGUAUCUUCUGUUCUUGCUGUAGCUACAGUAGUGUGCCGUAUCUUUAUUAGUCUGUACUAGCCUUUAGUAAGCCGUCAUCUCAUUGUAGGUCCCCGUGUCUGAUGUCUUCUAAUGACACUGCAACUGCAGCAUUAGACCUGAGACCCGCAGGAAUGGGUGGUAGACAGUGCAAUAAGUGAACAGCCCUUCCUCGCUGACCAGCUUGUAGAACGUAAUACUACAGCAAAAAAAAAAACCUCAUCAAUGUCUUUCAACAAAAGCAAGAUCACCUCAGCUGGUUUUGCACAGUGCUGAUGCCCCUCUAAAACAGUGGGGUUUGGUUUAAGCAAUUAUCUUGUGUUUUAGGCUUUUUCAGGAACAUUGACCUCUGUAGAGGUGUCUGUAAAACAUCAGGCACUAAGAACCAAAACCUUUUCAUGGGAGGUGUGUGAUCUGACCUUGCACAUCUCUGUGUCAUAUUUUGUUUGUUGUAGGAGGGGGGGGUCCCUCACACACACACACACACACACACACACACACACAGAGCGUGCACCAGCAUUGGAUGAAAAUGCCUCACUGAAAUAGGCCCUGUUUAAACCCAGGCCAUCAGCAGUGAGCACAUGACUGUAUCCUGCUGGUCCCUGCCCAGUUGGACCAACCCACCACGAUCACCGACACUGGCAGAUUCUUGGCAACCAGAAGGGUUGAUCGGCACAAUAGAAACUCCCAAGUCCGUCACUUGUAAGUUCGUUUAUGGGAACAACUGUAAACAUCUUCCGUUUAUCCAUAGUCUAACCAGCAUGGGAGCUACAUGGCAGAACUCUCCAGUUCUAGAGUGAUAUUCAUGUGAUCUUUAGUAGGAAACCUUUUAAGAUUAGUAGGAUCAAUUAAGUAAAUGUAUUAGUUGGGUCACAGUCCCUGGAAAGGGAGCAAAGGAGCCUAGACAGCCAGCAAAUCCUUUAAAGCAGUGAAAAUAUCUUUUCACUGGCAGCUUUUCGAUCCAAAGACCUCUUACAGAUGCUUUUGGAAGUAUUCCAGUGAAUUCUCUUCCAGUGUGUUGCACUCCUCCACGAUGUAAAAACAUAUGCAAUCAGUUUCGCUACCCAGGCUCCUUGGAAAGUGUCUUGCAGCUGGAGGUGGAUGUGUUCUUCAGAAAUCGGUGGUAGAUGCUGCGCUCUUUUGUGUUUUAAUUCCGAACCUUGAGUGUCGCAAAGCAUCUGUAGUAUUUGAAAUGGCAAAUUGAACAUUUUCAGAGGCAGCGGAUAGGUAUGACAGGUUCUGGGUUGGAUUCCAGUCUAGGGUGCCUUGUGUGUGGAGUUUGCAUGUUCCCAUGUUUCUGUGUGUGUGUGUGGGGGGGGUUUCCAGGUGCCCCAGUUGUGUGUGUUUGCACAUAUAUCCACUGAUGCACUUGUGCCCUGUGGCUCCCGGUUGCCAGGAUUAAAUAGAUUCAAUCAUCAAUGGAGGCAGCUAUUCAGAGAGGAACCCUGGUGCUCGUACUGCCAGUUCACCAUCCAGUGUUGAAAACUUUAGUUUUUUCCUCCCACCUGGUCAAUAUGCACCCCCCCCCCCAGUCUAUGCUGUUGUCCUAGUGUGCAUCUGCACCCUGUUUUUGGUUUUUGGUUUGCAAGUGUCUUCUGUGGUCGAGACAAUAGUAACAAGCAUAAGAACGGGAGGUGGCUGCCUUCCCCCAGUAAUCCACCUGGUGAUCAAGCACAGGAGGUCUGGAGUGCUCUACACAUUCCGGUUGUCUUUUGAUCAGUGUUGUUGCGCAUGUACUAGGACUGGCCUUGAGUUUGCUUCAGAGCAGGGCUAGAAGAGGACUGUGUAGCCCGGACCUUUAACAGUGCUGCUGCUGUCAGUUUCUGGUGGUCCUGGGGCCAGGUGGGCUGCAGAGGACAUACCAAUAUACCAGAGAGCCGCCCUGUUUUCACAGUGGGCACGGGUGACGUCCUGCUCAAAAGAGGAACAAAAAAUGGAGUGGAUCGUCGUGUUAUUACGGGUCACAGGCUUAAAACGCCACAGGUACUCUGUUUCUUUUGGCGAGUUUCGAGGGUUUCUGUGCGGACAGGUUUCUCUUUGUCGACACGCACACGGAGGGACAGGCGUACAUACGAGGCAGCUAAGCGUGUGGUAACAGAGAGAGACUGCGUCAGGAAUGUUUACUGUGCGUCCGUCACGAGCGCGCACUACUCUGCCCGUUUACAGUUUUGCAAAGUCCCCAGGUGGCGGAACACUACUUAACAUUCCCUUGGUCCCCUCAUCCGAUGAGGGCGAGCGGAGAGCAUUUGGCUUGGGUUUGGAGCCUUGAGCUGCAGGGUGUGUGGAAAGCAGGCAGAGCCUCAUAUGCGCGGUGCUUUUCGUCGGUCUGGGUUCCUGGAAGAACAUCUCUGUGGUAGGGACUUCAAUGGGGCAUCAUAGGAAAGCUCUGACUAGAUGACGUUAGGCAAAGGUUUUGCCUUAAGAGCACCAUAAGAACACUUUUUAUGUUGUAGCUUAGAACGGGCCAGGAGUACAGAGUGCACUAAUGACUUUGCAGAUCUUGUGAUGAAUCUCCAAGUACAGCAACUCUCUUGGCCUCAGUUCCUAGAGGCACUGCUUCUAUAUGCUAGAUGGGACUUCGAGACAAGGGGAAAUGAAUUGGACAGGGGAAAUAACUGAAUGGGGGGGGCGGGGGAGAAGCUAGUCCCACCCUUUUGUGGCCACUAGUGUGUGUCUGUGUGUUUGUGAUUUAGCCACGCCAGAUGGACCAGGUUUACUUACUGAGCACAUGUUUUGUGACCUUCCAGCGCACUGCUGUCUCCUGGGCUGGCUGUUCACAGUCACUACAGCGGGUUGAGCACAUGUUGCCUUGCACAGUCCUCUCAGCACCGGCGAGGAGCCAAUGAGCACACGUUGAUUUUUGCCUGGUCUGGCCUGUCCAAGCAAAACCGAAUCUGCACAUAUGUGAGUUUACAGGGAUCGCGGCGAGAAGAGCAGUGCCUCUUGGAUCUCAGGGUCCAAGGGAGCUGGGUCCCGGUGGGCAAAUGGGAUUGAGUAGCGGCUGGAGAUUCCGAAUCCCGACCGGGGACGGAAAUAGAGAGGAGGGGAAAAAACACAAACCUUUAUUGUUUAGGGGAUGCAUGCUGAAUGAUCUUAUUUUCCAAAGCUGGUUCAAGGUUUUCCUUAAUCGGUCUGUUGACAUUUCCCCUUCAAUUCAUUUGCAAGUCACGUUGUUUUUCACAAUUUUAGAUCUGUGAAAUUUGCUAGUCAAAAAAAAAAGUUUAAAUCUUUUUCUUCCAGCUUUGGUAAAUCAGGCACUCAGUCCAAACUGUAGCAGAAGAAAUGAACAAGUAGCACCUAUAGCCUAUACAUAUAUAUAUAUUAAAUCCAGGGCAUCUGAUGUCCCGUUACCUCAUAGACAUAACUGUAAAUACAACCAUCUUACUGCCAGAACACGCGACACAGUUCCUCCCAGGCUCCUGGGUCUCCAGCCUACAAACACAGGGCUAUCCCCAUCUUUUCCAUUCAAGAUGAAACUUCUCAAAACAGGAGGCCAGUGAUCGAAUGCUACUACAAAUGCUGUAAACCUAGUAUUCCUAUUCUGGUUUAUUGUUGUUACUAUUAUUAUAUUAUUCCUACCUCCACAUUUUACAGCUCAUCAACGUAUCCAGCUGAUAUCCAUCUGUAUUAGCAAAUAUAUAUAUAAAUAAUAUAGCAUCUUACCAUCUUCAAUGAGGAGAAAAGUAUGUUUGAGUGUAUGUGUGUGUUCUAUGGAAAUAUUUAUAUAUAUAUCUAUAUCAAAUACCACUGGAAUGUGAAGCCAAACUGUAUUAAUAGUCUCCAUUAUGGUUCAACAGUAGCAUAUACAUGAAAAUUCCUGUGGUGCACUGUUCAUUUUUAUUCCACCCUGACCUGUUUAAAAUGAUCAGAGUCCAGUAGGGUACAUUGGCUUGCUCCUUUCUUUCAGAAAGCAGAAGUUUUAAAGAUUCUCUCCCUCCUCCCAAAACCACAAUCGCCACUCCAGUACUUUCUGAAGUGUUGAAUAUGUGUACAAAUUGAGCCAUAUGUCUCCAUUGAAGUUUACAGACCCUCAUGUUAAUGUGUGUGUGUGUCCGCAUGCAUGUGUUUGACUUUGGUACACAAGUAACAAUGUUUGUCUGCUGGGGGGUACCAGGGGAUAUCAAUUAUAAAAGAAAUUGUUUAUCCAGCCUUCUGUCUUGUCUGCCACGAGAUUUGACACCUUAGAUAAAACUUCUGUCCUGUUCUCCCCCCUUUUAACCCCCCCCCCCUUAAUGGUAAGAGCAAAAGAGGGAAGACCUGGGGGGGGUCCAGGUACCCCCCCCCCCACCCCCCAUGCCCCCCGCCCCUGCAGGGAGAGAAAAUGUAGUUUGAACGACAACCUGCAAGCCAUUCAUAAUUUUACGUGACAAUGCAAUCCUGAAAGCACUUUGCCUUGUUGACUCAUUUGUGUGAGCUGGUGAAUGGUUGUUACAAAAAAAAAGGAUGUUACAUGUAUUUAAAAAUAAGAGGAAAAAAAAAUGAUCUGCAUUGGUCUUUCAGACAUUAAAGGAAAAAAAGACUUACAACCUAGGCAUUCAAACUUGAUCUAUUUUAUACAAUGUGUGCUGCAGCCAACGAGUCUUGUAAUUCAAUAUUGUGGCUUAGAAUUGGUUAUGUUUAAAUAAAGUGCUAUUGCUUAUA
This is a messenger RNA of Lepisosteus oculatus (spotted gar), 19649 nucleotides long. NCBI's taxonomy places the organism in Eukaryota, Metazoa, Chordata, Actinopteri, Semionotiformes, Lepisosteidae. The record is from RefSeq and is a predicted model, not a curated record.